Messenger RNA from Microplitis demolitor, 1170 nucleotides. Its product is annotated as odorant receptor 13a-like. The transcript is spliced from 5 exons. Gene Ontology annotation, molecular function: odorant binding; olfactory receptor activity. The coding region runs from base 1 to 1170 and encodes 389 amino acids. The record is from RefSeq and is a predicted model, not a curated record. Lineage: Eukaryota; Metazoa; Arthropoda; Insecta; Hymenoptera; Braconidae. Gene Ontology annotation, cellular component: plasma membrane. Gene Ontology annotation, biological process: sensory perception of smell; detection of chemical stimulus involved in sensory perception of smell.
AUGUCUAAAAGUAGAAUCUCCGAUUAUAAAGCAUAUCGCGGACUUACUAAAACAUUACUUACAGUCGGAGGUCUCUGGCCUUACAGUAAUUCAAAUAUCUUUUAUCGAUUUCUACCUUAUAUACAGAUUAUUUUAAAUUUAGGAAUGGCCCUAGCGAUACUUGGUUUCGUGCACGAUCAUUUUUCAAAUAUUGCUCUUGUGACACGUGGCAUGAGCGUUAUGACAAGUUUUUUGACGACUAUUUUAAAGGUUACAUGUUUGGUGAUAAAUAAAAAAGAUUUAAUGGAGCUACACGAAAAUCUCGAUCCAUACUUGAAUGAUUUAUUAAAAAAUUCUCCAUCAACAGAAGUUAUUUUAAAAGACAUCAACAGCUUCAAAUUUUUAUCAUGGGGUCUUACUUUUUUUGCAUUUAUUGCCAUGUGUUUUUUAAUUUUUACUCCAUUGCUAUUUAUAUUACACUGUCAUCAACAUGAAAUAGAGUUAAUUAAUUACCCGCUAAUCUAUCCGAGUGUUUACCCAUGGAAAAUAAUAUCAAAUGGAUGGAUUUAUAAACUGAAUUAUAUUUUUGAAACACUUGCAUCAUUAAUACUAUUUUUCGUUACCGCAAGUGUAGAUUCUUUAUUUACUCUUUAUGUUUUUCAAAUGGUUGGACUAUUAAGGGAAAUUUCGUACUGUAUUACACGUCUUGAUGAAAAAAACGUUGAUAAAGACAGUGUAAUUUGUAAAUGCAUUACUCAGUAUGAAAAAUUAAUGAGAUGUCGUGAGAUACUUGAAAAAAUUUAUGGUCCGGUGAUUCUUUGGAUUAUGACAACUAAUGCUGUUGUACUUUGUACAUUAUUAUUCCAGAUAUCACAGAUGAAAAGUAUAUCCGUUACACGAGGAUUGUUAUUCACUACAUAUAUUACAUUGAAGAUGAUUCAAACAUUCAUGUAUGCAUGGAGCGGAUCGUGUUUAACUGACGAGAGUGAAAAUUAUAAAGAUGCUGUUUAUGCCGCCCACUGGUAUGGAAACAAACGUUUCAUGACUUCGGUUAUCAUUAUGCUUGCACAAAGACCAUUAACUUUAACUGCCUGUAAUUUUUCUACUGUUUCGCUUAAAAUUUUUGUAAUGGUACUCAAUACGACAGUAUCUUAUUUCUUCUUAUUACAAACACUAGACUACCAAGAAUAA